Molecule: messenger RNA, 1205 nt
Organism: Hevea brasiliensis (rubber tree)
Lineage: Eukaryota; Viridiplantae; Streptophyta; Magnoliopsida; Malpighiales; Euphorbiaceae
Product: kiwellin-1
Exons: 1
Coding region: 500-1063 (187 amino acids)
Source: RefSeq, a predicted model, not a curated record
AUAAAUGAUCCAUGCCUCUAUCUCUUCAUAAUGCUUGGAAACUUUCCAAUAAAGACAGAACUGUGGAUGGCAAUUUCAUAUGAUGAUAUAAACAUUUUAUAUUCAUUUUUAACUCUAUUUUGUCUCUAGCCAUUCCUUUCACAUGAUGCUCGUAAGUUUAUGGUUAAAUUCCCAAUGACAUUUAAAAUGCUGCAUCUAUUUGAGUUUGAACUCUGUAUUGUCUUAAUUCUUCGCCUACACCUUUCCCCCAAUACUUACAAAUGCAUACCAGGUUGUGACACUGCUUUCCAUAUACUUUGUUAAGAUUAACGUAAAUGGCAUGAUUAUUUGAAUCGAUAAGAUCACAAACUUGUCCUAAUUGGCUAAUUUCGUAUUAAACAAUCGCUACUCUCAGUACCUUCUCUCUAUAUAAAUUCCUACUCCAAUUUAUCUUCUUCACACCAAAUCAUCACAAAACAAUAUAAUAGAAAGAUUAACAGGGCAAAAGUGGAAAAAAAAAAUGAAGAAGCAAGUUCGUUCUAGCAUCCUUCUCAUUAGUCUUCUCUUUAUUGUCAUAAGCAGUGCAGAAUCUCAGACCUGCAAGCCUAGCGGCAAGAUAAGAGGUAGAAAGCCUCCUCCAGGACAAUGCAACCAAGAAAAUGACUCAGAUUGCUGUGUAGACGGCAAGCUUUACACAACUUACAAAUGUUCACCACCGGUCAGCAGCCGCACAAAAGCAAAGCUAACAGUGAACAGUUUUGCACCUGGUGGUGAUGGUGGUGGCCGGUCAGAGUGUGACAAUCAAUACCAUUCAGAUAAAGAGCUGGUGGUAGCACUUUCCACCGGAUGGUUUGACAACAAGAGAAGGUGCUUGAACUAUAUUACUAUCCAUGGAAAUGGAAAAAGCGUCAAGGCAAAGGUAGUAGAUGAAUGUGACUCUACCAUGGGAUGUGAUUCUGAACAUGAUUACCAGCCUCCCUGCCCUAACAAUAUUGUGGAUGCCUCUAAAGCAGUCUGGAAUGCCUUGGGAGUGUCUGAUCCUGACAGUGUGGGAGAAAUGGAUAUUCAAUGGUCCGAUGCUUGAGGAUCCUUGUACGCUACUAUACACACCAAUAAUAUAAUUUUCUCAUGUAAAUAAUUUACUGUUUCUAGAUUGAUACAUGUAAACGCAUUAUUAUGUGCGUGAGAACUUUUUAUUUAUAGAUUCCCCAUUAUGCUCCUAUCCA